Ictalurus punctatus (channel catfish) is the source of this 2174-nucleotide messenger RNA. RefSeq names its product upstream transcription factor 1, like (gene usf1l). NCBI's taxonomy places the organism in Eukaryota, Metazoa, Chordata, Actinopteri, Siluriformes, Ictaluridae. Gene Ontology annotation, biological process: regulation of transcription by RNA polymerase II. The record is from RefSeq and is a predicted model, not a curated record. Bases 375 to 1247 code for a protein of 290 amino acids. Gene Ontology annotation, molecular function: protein dimerization activity; RNA polymerase II cis-regulatory region sequence-specific DNA binding; DNA-binding transcription factor activity, RNA polymerase II-specific. The transcript has 11 exons.
UUAUUAUAAAAAAUAUUUUGCCUUAUGCUUGGUGCUUGCUUGGAAGAUGGAUAGCUUAGCUAACUAGCUAACUGCACUGCUAACUGUAGAAGGCUGGUUGGUUAUGGUUUAUACAUACUUAUUGGCUUUUCCUGGACACUGAGGAUUUUUAAUAUUCUUUUUAUUUUAUUUGUAGACGCUUAAAGUGCACUAAUCCGUAAUCUAAAGGCAAUCCAUGAGGGUUAACGAAACUAUAGCAGAGUACAGGAGGAGCAGCAUGCUAACAACCAUGACAUGCUAAGUGUUUAGAAGGAGCUGUAUGUGAACGCAGAAGAGUGACUAAACCUGCUGAAGUUUGAGAAGGACCAGAUCAUUGCAGGGCAGACUUGACACCAAUGAAGGGGCAACAGAAAAGCCCUGAUCCACAGGUGGAUAUGCCUAUCAUGGAGGAAGGAGCUACUGCUACAGCUGUUGACCCAUCUACUGUUGCAAUUCAGUCAGCUGCUACGUUUUCUGCUGAACAGCCAAUAAAGUACGUUUUCAAAACGGAGGGAAAUUCUGGACAGGUGACGUAUCGAGUGAUCCAUGUAGCUGAAGGGCAGAUGGAGACUCAGUCAGAUGGAACUGCAGCUGUUAGUGUUGUGACUGGCUUCCCUGCAGCCUCGCAGGCCGGGACACCCCCCGUAACACGGGCUGUAUAUGCCCAGGCUGAGGGUCUUGAGAUGGAGGCCACUGAGGGUCACUACUACUAUCCAUCCACUAUCAGUGACACUGCCCCAGCCACCAUAGUAACCAAUGUCCAUGCGGCUGAUUCGCUACUCACGCAACCUACAUCUGCAGGCCAACUUUAUGUGAUGAUGUCACCACAGGAAGUGUUAGGCACAACCAAUCAGAGUAAGUCUGAGACACCUUGCACUUCAAGAGAUGACAAGAGGAGAGCACAGCAUAAUGAAGUUGAACGCAGACGCAGGGACAAAAUAAACAACUGGAUUGUCCAGCUGUCCAAAACAAUCCCUGAUUGCACCGUGGACUCGGCCAAAACGAGCCAGAGUAAAGGUGGGAUCCUAUCAAAGGCCUGUGAUUACAUUCAGGAAUUGCGCCAAAGCAAUGCUCGAUUAUCAGAGGAGCUGGAAACACUGGAGCGACUGAGGCUGGAUAAUCAGCUCCUCAGACAAGAGGUGGAAGACUGGAAAUCUAAGAAUCAGAUGCUUAGAAGCCAGUUAAGGCAUCAUGGUAUUGUCGCUGCCUCAAGCAUGGACCCUCAGUGAAGCCCUGCACAUCCUCGAAUGCUUCUCCUCCCACCACAGGCUUAUAAUGAAUUAAGCUUAAGCAACACUGCACUCAGCAAUCUUUAAAGAGCACUCUUUGAAGGCUGCCUGGCAGAAUGUUUCUGGACUUGAUUUUGAGCCUGAUUUGCCUUAUGGUUGAGAGUGUUGGGUAAGGCCAUGAAUUAUAGAGGAGAUAAUUGAUUUUAGAUAAGCUGGUAAAAGCUCUGAGUUCCCUGUGUGCUCCUCCUAGUAAACAAUUGAUGGACAGAUAACGUACCGGUAUCUGAACCGCACUAAACUACAUUGUUUUUGAGUAAGAUCAAUAGUGUCUAAAGAAUCCUUUAUUUUUGUGUCGUACUGGAUAAUAGGUUAGUUUGGAGAAAGGAGGUGACGCUCAUUUUAUGGCUUCUGAAUCAAAGGCAAAAGCAUUUGUGCUACGGAUAUAGUCUUGAGUUACGGGAAUUAGUGCCGUUUCAGCUUUACGUUGAUGGUUAUUGAGGUAAUUUGAACAUUUUGUACUGGGUAACAGGGUCAAAUUUCCUUCUCUGAAAUAAUGUGUGAAAUAAUGGAUUGUACACAAUAUAAACCAUACCGACGUUCAGAAAAUAUUCUCUAAAAGGUUUGAUAAUUUUUUUUUUUUUUUCUUUUUCAUCUGUACAAAUAUGCUGUUGAGUCAUAGGGGAUAGUUUAGCAUCACUAUAAUUAAAUUUCUUUGUACGGUAUAUAUUUUGGCAAUAGACUGUAUAUUGCCAUAUAUUUAGUUAAUUUAGGCUUGUGAAAAAGAAUCCAAGGAUUUGUGUAUCUCAAACCCUGUGUCUCAAAUCAUUUUCAAUAACAAUGUUAUUUGUGCCAAAUUUCUUAGGUUUGUAUUAAAUUAAAAGAAAUGAGAUGUGUAACAGUUUUGUAUUAAAAUACUUUUAAACCUGA